Molecule: messenger RNA, 522 nt
Organism: Mercurialis annua (annual mercury)
Lineage: Eukaryota; Viridiplantae; Streptophyta; Magnoliopsida; Malpighiales; Euphorbiaceae
Product: S-protein homolog 1-like
Exons: 1
Coding region: 2-460 (152 amino acids)
Source: RefSeq, a predicted model, not a curated record
UAUGAGCAUGAAAAUCUUGUUUAUUUUUGUAUUAGCCAUGAAUUUAUUUCCGAAACCCAAUAAUAGCAAAAUUUUCCCAAAAUAUUAUGUCCAUAUUGUGAAUGAAUUGAGGCAGAAUCAGGAUUUGUUUAUACACUGCAAAUCUGCAGACAAUGAUCUUGGCCGUCAUAAUCUUCUGAAAGGGCAAGAAUUUGGUUGGAGUUUCCGGUUAAAUUUCUUCGGGACGACCCUUUUCUGGUGCAAUUUGGCUCCAAAUGAACGUUGUUCUGCCAAAUUAGUUGUUUUUCAGAAUAGUCAAUACUUAUUUGAUAGGUGCGGUUAUGAGCAACGCUGCAUUUGGAUUGCAAGAGAUGAUGGAGUUUACUUAAGAAAUAAUGCAAUGAAGAUUGACGAGUUUCAACGACGCUGGGAAUCCGCGACGCUGAAGCCGUGUUAUAAUAUGUUGGCAGUAAGUGCAUAAUCAGUUGUUGUAUGUGAUUUACUUCUUAAAAUAUUGAAUAAUAAAUCAUUUUUGAUUCGUUA